UUGAAAUUAGUAUGAAUGAGAUCAUGAGGAGCGGAGGAGAGCUCCCAUUUCAUCCCAUUUCGGCGGAGGUGGUGUCCUUGCUGAGGCUGAGGCUGAGACAGUGCUCCAACCUCAAACACAUAGAGCAAGCUCAUGGAUUUAUGGUAGCCGGAGGCCUUCAUCAGGACAAUCGAACCCUUCCCCGACUCAUCCAGGCCUGCUCUUCUCUUGGCUUCUCAGAUUACGCCUAUUCCGUCUUCACCCGCACCCAUGGCCAGCCAAGCAUUUAUCUCUAUAACACCAUCAUCAAGGCCAAGGCUCUCUCUCCCUCUCCCUCCCACGCCAUCUCUCUUUACAACAGAAUCCAACUCGCCGCCUUGCGCCCUGACACCUACUCCUUCCCUUUUGUGCUCAAGGCCGUCGUUCGCUUGGCGCCACCUCAAGUUCAACGACUGGUGGGCGCACAGAUUCACUGUCAUAUCAUAGGAAUUGGCUUUGACAUGGAUGCAAGCGUCCUCACUGCCCUUAUUCAUAUGUAUUCCUCUUGUGGAUGUGUUUCCGACGCCCGCACACUGUUUGACGGAGCUGCUGCGUUUGCCUUUGCCUUUAGGGAUGUCGCCCUCUGGAACGCAAUGAUUGCAGGAUAUGCCAAGUCAGGUGAUGUCGACAAUGCCCGCCAUUUGUUCGAACUUAUGCCCCCUAGGAUUAGGAAUGUCAUUUCUUGGACUGCCCUGAUUGCCGGAUAUGCUCAGGUGGACCGCCCCCACGAGGCCAUCACAGUCUUCCGGAGAAUGCAGCUUGAGAAUGUUCAGCCUGAUGAGAUAUCCAUGUUAGCCGCACUCUCUGCUUGUGCCCAUUUAGGGGCUCUCCACUUGGGGGAGUGGAUCCAUAACUAUAUUGAGAAACAUGAAUUUCGUAAGCUGGUUUCUCUCAAUAACGCACUUAUCGACAUGUAUGCCAAAUCAGGCAACAUAACAAAAGCCCUUCAAGUUUUUGAAAAUACCAAAUGUAAAACUGUCGUAACUUGGACGACCAUGAUUGCUGGACUGGCUUUGCAUGGUCUCGGAAGAGAAGCCCUUGAAAUGUUUGCUCAAAUGGAAAGGGUUAAAAUCAAGCCUAAUGAUAUCACUUUCAUUGCCAUCCUUUCUGCUUGUAGCCAUGGUCGAUUGGUUGAAAUAGGCCAUUGGUAUUUUAGCAUCAUGGUUUCCAAGUAUAGGAUUAAACCCAAAAUUGUGCACUAUGGCUGCAUGAUAGAUCUACUCGCGCGUGCCGGUUAUCUUCAAGAGGCACACGAAUUGGUUAGACAGAUGCCAUUUGAAGCAAACGCAGCUAUAUGGGGUUCUCUUCUUGCCGCUUCUAAUAUUCAUGGGGAUGCGGAGCUUGGACAACAUGCUUUGCAACAUCUAAUAAUGCUAGAGCCCCAUAAUAGUGGAAAUUAUGCACUUUUGUCUAAUGUGUAUGGUUCUCUGGGUAGGUGGGAUGAAUCGGGCAUGCUAAGGAAAGUUAUGAGGGACACGGGUGUGAAGAAGACUCCAGGAAGGAGUUCCAUAGAAGUGAAUAACAGAGUUCAUGAAUUCAUUGCAGGAGACAAAUCCCACUUUGAAUGCACUAGGAUAUAUGAAGUCCUGUAUAAGAUUUUCAGGCAGUUGAAGCUGGCUGGACAUCUGCAACAAGAUUUUGGGGAGCUGCUUGAAUUUGCUGAAUAGCCAUUAGCCAGGAUUUGAUACUCCAAUUCUUCCAACGUCCAGUUUAACCAGAUCUGAAAUCUCCUUGGCAUCACCGUAUCUCUACCAGGGUUUCAUCAACAAGAAGGCCAUGUCUUAUUCCUUCUGCAGAGCUCUGAAAUAACGUGUCCAGAUCUUCCUUUUGACAUUCUUCCCCACGUAUUGU
Prunus persica (peach) is the source of this 1869-nucleotide messenger RNA. Its product is annotated as pentatricopeptide repeat-containing protein At5g56310. Gene Ontology annotation, biological process: RNA modification. Lineage: Eukaryota; Viridiplantae; Streptophyta; Magnoliopsida; Rosales; Rosaceae. Gene Ontology annotation, molecular function: RNA binding; protein binding. The record is from RefSeq and is a predicted model, not a curated record. The coding region runs from base 12 to 1685 and encodes 557 amino acids. The transcript is spliced from 2 exons.